Messenger RNA from Amyelois transitella, 4295 nucleotides. RefSeq names its product cyclic nucleotide-gated cation channel subunit A. Gene Ontology annotation, cellular component: plasma membrane; intracellular cyclic nucleotide activated cation channel complex. Gene Ontology annotation, molecular function: intracellularly cGMP-activated cation channel activity; cGMP binding; protein-containing complex binding. Lineage: Eukaryota; Metazoa; Arthropoda; Insecta; Lepidoptera; Pyralidae. Bases 156 to 2489 code for a protein of 777 amino acids. The transcript is spliced from 10 exons. Gene Ontology annotation, biological process: monoatomic cation transmembrane transport. The record is from RefSeq and is a predicted model, not a curated record.
CUCCGAGCGCGAACGACGCGUUCCUCGCCGGCACGCCGUACGCCGCCAACUUCAAACUCUCUAACAUGUGUUUUUCCUCACAUUUCACAUCCCCGAUCCGAAAUUAAAUCGGAAACCGGCCACUACGAGCCUAAUGUGCGUGGGCCGGGAUCGCCAUGUGGGCAUACAUCAUAGCUGCCACUCGCGGGGACGCGCGACACUCCGUCCAGAAGCGUAGCUCUCCAGCCAACGACGACCAUUUGUACUCGUACAGAGAUGGGAAGGUGUUCACCAUAUCGUCCUCGCAAGGCCCGCGCCCUACGCCCGGGCCCUCGGGCCUGAAUUCCCGGGACACCAGCACCAGCUCCCAGAAUUACCCAAAGAAAGCUGUGACGCAGGGCACCUCCGCGUCACAAAUGACAAACGAUUACAGGAACCAGUUGGAAGACGGGAUAGAGCCUUUUGAAGAGGCGACCAGCGAUCCCAACACUGGCUCGAACUGGAUUCAGCGCCAUGUGUCGCGUUUAGCGCGCAACCUCCGCUACCGAAUCAGCAGGGAACGCCGGGUGAAGCCGCCCGAUGCCUUCCUGGACAAGUACUCCGCUCAGACCUUCAAGGACCCACAGGAACCACUCUAUCAGGCUAAGAGGUCGAAACUACUCUGCGGCCUGAAGCUGGCUUUUGACCCGACUCUUCCGGCGCAUUAUCAUUGGUUAGCAGUGGUAUCUUUGGCUAUCCUAUACAAUGUGGUCUUCGUGAUUGGUCGAGCUGUUUUCUGGGAGCUGGACAAUUUGACGCCGAUAUGGUUCGUGCUCGACUACCUGUGCGACACUAUCUACCUUGUAGACACAGUAGUUCAUGUUCACGAAGGAUAUUUAGAACAAGGACUUAUGGUGAAAGACUCAAAGAAACUCAGGCAACACUAUCUGGAAUCGGACUCAUGGAGAUACGACAUCAUAUCUAUGUUGCCAACCGACAUAGCUUAUUACUGGUGGCGUCCGGGAUCGUGCGACUAUAAUCGUUUGCCAUGCCCUGUUAUUGUGCGGCUCAAUCGUCUAUUUCGCAUGCCCCGAAUGUGGGUGUGGUUUGACCGCACUGAGACGGCCACGAGCUAUCCAAACGCUUUCAGGAUAUGCAAGGUCGUUAUGGGUAUCCUAGUCCUUAUCCACUGGAAUGCCUGCAUAUAUUUUGUCAUUAGCUAUGCUAUAGGAUUUGGCACAGAUAAUUGGGUUUACAAUAUAACAGGCUCUCGCAAUGAAACUUUGGCUCAUCAGUACAUUUACAGCUUUUAUUGGUCGACCCUUACCCUGACCACAAUUGGUGAAACACCACAACCAGAAAUCGAUGCGGAAUAUUUGUUUGUUGUGGCCGACUUUCUGGCAGGAGUAUUAAUUUUUGCUACAAUUGUUGGAAACAUUGGCUCAAUGAUUUCAAAUAUGAAUGUGGCGAGAGUGGAAUUCCAGAAUAAAAUGGAUGGUGUCAAACAGUACAUGGCAUUUAGGAAAGUCAGUGGAGAAUUGGAGGCUAGGGUCAUUAGGUGGUUCGCAUACACAUGGGCUCAAAGCGGGGCUUUGGACGAGGAGAACGUUUUGUCAUCUUUACCGGACAAAUUGAAAGCGGAGAUUGCUAUAAGAGUUCACAUGGACACUCUGAAACAAGUCAAAAUAUUUCAAAAUUGCGAACCUGGGUUAUUGGAAGCUUUGGUUUUAAAACUGCGACUUCAAGUUUUUAGUCCUGGAGAUUACAUUUGUCGCAAAGGUGAUGUUGGGAAAGAAAUGUAUAUUGUCAAAAGAGGCAGAUUACAAGUAGUUGCUGAUGAUGGUAAUACUGUCCUGGCUACACUCAGCGCUGGCUCUGUAUUUGGGGAAGUGAGUGUUCUGGAAAUUGCUGGUAACGUCACUGGGAAUCGACGAACGGCUAACGUCCGAGCAUUGGGUUAUUCCGAUUUAUUUUGUUUAGCGAAAAGAGAUUUAUGGGAAGCUCUGGCUGACUAUCCCGAUGCUAGAGUUACACUGACCGAAGUUGGGUGUGGACUUCUGCGUAAGGACGGUUUAUUAGAUGAAAAUGUGUUUAAAAAUGCACAAACCACCCAGCAAAGUUUAGAGGAAACUGUACAAAAGUUAGAAACUACUGUUGACAUGUUGAAUAACCGUUUGCAAGGACUAUUGGCGGAUGUAGGCGAAGAGCAAGCCAAAAUAAAGCAAAGGAUCAACAAAAUUGAAGUCAGAGUAUUAGAAACUGAGGACGAGGACACAGAUACAGAUGACGUUACAUCAAUGGAAGCAUCUGAAUUACGGAGCGAAAUCGUAAGAACAUGUGACGUUUCAUGUUAUAGUGAGAUACCCAUGAGUUCGACAUGCGACACAUCUUUAUAUCUUCUAAGCAAUCCCAUACCAGUCCGAGAACGGGGACACUCUUUGUGUGUGGAGAGGACAACAGAAUUGCUGAAAUUUACGCCAGAACCACGCAGCAAAUCACUUCGUUUGAAAAGACCCAAAGAUCAAAAAUAAACGAAUCUUUUGUAUACUAAAUUUAGUUUAUGAACGAAAAAAUUAUGUAAAAAUUGUAAUUAUUUUUGAUACGGAAAGCUUUAUAGAUUUGGCGGAUUAAAAAAAAAUUAUCUAUCAUUUUUAUGUAAAAGAAUAUAAUGAAUUGUUGGGCUGGUGCGUAAAGAACUCCAGAACUCUUAUUUUAGAUAACAAAACAAGUUACAAAAAUCUAAAAAUAUAUAACUGUUUUAAACUUUAUAUUAGUAAUGAAUAACUGAUAUUUAUUAAUGCUACCUAAUAUUUAGACGUGUAUACAUUUUAACUAAUAAAACAUUUUACAAACUUGUCAAAAAUCUAGCUGUGUUUCGUUCUAACGAACGUAAUUACUAGUUAUAAUAUAUAAUAUAACAUAUAUAUACUGUUUUGAUGAAUGUAUCAACAAAAUUAGAUGCCAUCCAAAAACAGAACCAAAUUUAUUGAAAUUCGCACCAACUCUCGACCAUUUCAAGUUUAUAAAGUAAAAGUAGAAAUUAAAAUUGUACUUACCUAAGAGUAUUUUUAAUAUUUUAACAACGUUAUCAUAAGCAGAAAUUUAAUAUUAAAAUCUGUUUAACAGAGCAACUUUUGCAUUUGAAUGUUUUGAUAGUAUGUAAGUAAUAUGUAUACUUAACCACUUUUACGCCUUAAAGGCUAUAUCUGGACAGAGCCCUUCAAAUAGGCCUAAUGAUGCGUCUUCCCUCUGACUGGAGUGUCUUGGACGACAACGACGAAGAUGAUGGAUAGAGCAGAUUGAUUCAAAUCAGCAGAUGAUAAUAAAGUAAUUUUGUAGUAGAUUUUCGAUACUAAUUGGUGUAAUCCCAUUUGAUAAACGAACAUAUGCAUAUACAAUUUAUAUAGAUUGUACACAAAAUAACAAAGCACCUAUGACUUUGCAAAAGCCAAUUCAAUGGCUUAAAAGUAGUUUAAAGAUUAUAUAGUGUCAUUUCUCAAAUAAACAUACUUAUUCGUUAGUAAAAUUAUAUCAAUGACUUUGUAGCAAACUAUAAGCCAAUGAUCUUCUUCCAAAGGUUUUUUUUUAUGAACUAUAUGUAAUACAUGUAUUAAAAAAAAUAUAUUAAAACGUUACAUUCCAGUUAUAUUUACAAUAAUUCUGGUUUGUAUUAUUGAAAAUUAUCUAGAUUCUAAGCAUAACGUUCCAUGUCUCUUUCCUUAGGUAAUACUUAUACAUGUUCAUAUAUUUGCGAUGAAAGUUAAAUAUAAAAAAAAUAUAAAAUUGUAGAAUAUAAAAUGCAUGUUAAACAUUUGUUGUGUAAUAUCUACAAAUGAUACACGUUAUUGUUAGCAAACAUCUACGUAUUUAGUAUUUAAGGUUUCAAACAUGUGUCAAUAUAGAAAGUGGCUUUAAGUGAGAUGUCAAUAUGACAUCAAUAGGGUUGUAAACAAGGAAUGGUAAUUUUGUACGGCAUUUUUAAAUAAUUAAUGUGUAGGUAUGUGUACUUUAAAAUAUUAAUGUAGAUUUUGUGUAGAUACUUUUGUAUUAUACUGAUUUAGGUAUUUAUUUUUUAAUUUAAUUAUACAAUGUGAAGCAUAUUUUUUAAAAUAGCGGCCGGUAGUUUAAAUUUAAAUAUAUAUAAUAAUAUAUAUAUGUCAAUUAAUUUUGAACUGGAAAUUGUUACUCCAUUUUUUUAUUACUAUUUGUACACGAAUUUUUUUAAUAAAUUUAAUUAGUUUUAAAACGAUUUUGGAGACUAUUUUAAAACUGUAUUUCCUUAAUAAAAAUCUUUGAUAAGAACUUAUACUUGUAAAUGUAAUUUAAAUCAGAUGGCA